Molecule: messenger RNA, 1060 nt
Organism: Ananas comosus (pineapple)
Lineage: Eukaryota; Viridiplantae; Streptophyta; Magnoliopsida; Poales; Bromeliaceae
Product: 21 kDa protein-like
Exons: 1
Coding region: 83-721 (212 amino acids)
Biological process (GO): negative regulation of catalytic activity
Molecular function (GO): enzyme inhibitor activity
Source: RefSeq, a predicted model, not a curated record
ACAAUACCGCUGCGCCUAUAUUAUCGUCACCUCCUCCCCCCACCCACCCAAAUCUCCCCACUCUUGUGUGCACACGAGCAAAAUGGAAGGAUCCCUUUCCAUUGCGGUGGCGCUGGCCCUGGCGGCGGUGUGGUUAUCCGCCGGUGAGCUGAGCGCCUCCGCCACCGCCACCGCCCCCGCCCCCGCAGUCUCUUCGAAGGCGGACGCGGAGUUCAUACGGCGGUCGUGCAAGGCGACGCGGUAUCCGCAGCUGUGCGAGCGGUCGCUGGCGGGGUACGCCGGGUCGGUCCACCGCAGCCCGCGGCAGCUGGCCCGCCUGGCCCUCUCGCUCAGCCUGGACAAGGCCGGCUCGGCCUCCUCCUUCGUGGCCCGCCUGAGGAAGCCCCGGAAGGGAGGGUCGGAGUCGCUGCGGCAGCGGCGGGACGCGGGGGCGGUGCGCGACUGCGCGGAGACGAUGCAGGACAGCGUGGAGCGGCUGCGGCGGUCGGCGCGGGAGAUGGGGCGGAUGGGGCGGGCGACGUCGGGACGGUUCGGGUGGCACCUGAGCAACGUGCAGACGUGGGUGAGCGGCGCCCUCACCGACCAGACCACCUGCCUCGACUCCCUCGCCCAGAACGCUCCCCCCUCCCCCCGCUCCUCCGCCAUCCGCUCCCGCGUCCUCGCCGCCUCCCAGCUCACCAGCAACGCCCUCGCCCUCAUCAACCGCCUCGCCCCCACCUGACCACACAUCAAAAACCACCGUACACAGGCCCGAAUAGUCUUGCGAAACUCGUUAAGGUCACAACCAAGCAUGUGCCACAUAGAACGGAGCCUGCAGCCUUAUUACAGAAUAUAUAGUUUGUUUUUGUCUGUCCAGUAGUGAAGAUAUAUCUCUGUAUACAUAUGUAUCUGUAAGUAUGUGUGGAUGAGUGUAGGUAUGUAGGAUCAGGAGAUCGAAUUUUCGCACCAUGUUUUAUUGUAUGUAUAAUUAAUCUUGUGAAUUGCAUGUGAUUAUUAUUAUCAGUAGGUUGAAGUUUUGAUGUAGUUAUGCAUCAAAUGGAUCGUCGGUUGUUUUCCGUGA